Linderina pennispora is the source of this 1584-nucleotide messenger RNA. RefSeq names its product phosphoglycerate mutase-like protein. Gene Ontology annotation, biological process: dephosphorylation. Bases 1 to 1584 code for a protein of 527 amino acids. Gene Ontology annotation, molecular function: phosphatase activity. The record is from RefSeq and is a predicted model, not a curated record. The transcript has 2 exons. NCBI's taxonomy places the organism in Eukaryota, Fungi, Kickxellomycota, Kickxellomycetes, Kickxellales, Kickxellaceae.
AUGUCACCCUCGCAGGCCAGCAGAGCGCCCACCGGAGACGCAGCCAUCCCGAACCCGACCAAGGCACGGCUGCCGCAGCUGACCGGCGAGUUUGUGAAGAAACACUACCCCAGCGGACUCCAGGUCAUCCACGUCGACGUGCUGAACCGCCACGGCGAGCGCACGCCCAUCACACACAAGAUGCCCCAUGUCACGCCCCGGAACUGGAACUAUUGCGGCGACUCCAACAGAAUGCACGCUGACUUUCUGAAGGCUGUGGACUCGCAUACCGGCGACGGCAAGCCAACCGCAUGGCAGUCGUACAUCUUCAAGAGCGACGAGCGCGAUGUCGGGAAGGUGUUUGGCACCACAGAGUCGCAAGGCCAGCACGCCAGUGACACGUCCAAAACCACGGCGGCUACCUGUAGCUUCGGGCAGCUCACGGAUGUUGGGCGCCAGAGCAUGUCGGCGCUGGGCACACAUCUGCGCGAUCUGUACGUGAACACACUCGGAUUCCUUCCGUCCACGCUGCCCCAGUCCCACAGCGGAUAUGCAGAGGACCUGUAUCUGCGCAGCACCUCGUUCACCCGUGCAUUCGAGUCUUUGCAGCAUCUGCUGGGCGGGCUGUAUCCCAAUCUGCCUGCCAACGCGCCUACCUACCGCGUUAAUGUGCGGCCUGCCAACCGCGACAACAUGUUCCCCAACUUUGACUGCAAGAACAUGGCCGGCCAUCUGUGGGCUGGCGAGUACGAGCAAUUGCGCCGCGACCUGGAGAAAAUUCCCGCUGUGCGCGAGUUCUUCGACACCGAGUUCAAUCCUGGACGUCAUCGCGUUGCCAUUUCAACCAUGGAUACGCUGUGGCCCAUGCGUGCCCACGGCAUGAAGAUGCCCGAGGGCGUUACUGACGAGAUCCUGACGCGCCUUUCGAUGAUGUCUGUAGUAGAGUACAUGUACUCUUUGGAGCUGUCCCCGAGACUGGCUCGCAUGCAAAUCGGGCCGCUGGUCCACGAGCUUGUUGGCAACCUUGUCACGGCUGUAAAGGCGGACCGCGACGGGGCCAAGGCUCCACCCAAGAUGGGCGUCUACUCUGGCCACGACACCACUGUCGGGCCACUGCUGUCAGUUUUUGGUGACCGUAAGACUGGGCCCGCGGUGCAGGCUCCAGUGGGACUCUUGUGGCCGCCGUUCUCGGCCAGCAUACGCAUUGAGCUGCUCAAGGACACAAAGACACCGUACCCGACGGUGCGGCCGGCGUGGGAGGACGAACAGGCUGACCACUCAGACGACCUGACUAGGAUCGCCCCCGAGCGCCGCGUGCGCCCCAUCAACGUCCCCGACGACUUGUACCACUGGACGACCCAGAGGAUCGGUGGCACAGCCACGGGUGCUGCCCAGCAUGACCCGCGGGCCCUGCGUGGCUACUACGUGCGUGUCUGGUACAAUGACCGGGAAAUCCGGCUCCCUGCUUGCCGCGAUGCGGGGGCACACCAUACCGAGCUGGGCUCAUCAGUGUGUACGCUGGACGGGUUCUUCAAGCAGGUCGCACGGUAUGUGCCGAGCGAGGAGGAGGCAGCACAGGACUGCAAUUUGAUCUCCGCCAAGUGA